Molecule: messenger RNA, 1490 nt
Organism: Aphanomyces invadans
Lineage: Eukaryota; Oomycota; Saprolegniomycetes; Saprolegniales; Verrucalvaceae
Exons: 2
Coding region: 14-997 (327 amino acids)
Biological process (GO): base-excision repair
Cellular component (GO): nucleus; mitochondrion
Molecular function (GO): phosphoric diester hydrolase activity; DNA binding; DNA-(apurinic or apyrimidinic site) endonuclease activity
Source: RefSeq, a predicted model, not a curated record
CUGACAGCGCGACAUGAUCCGACGGAGUUUGCGCGUGGCCUCGAUCUCGGCGGGUUCGACAUCCGCCACCGCUGCAAUGAAGACCGCUGCCAACGUAAAGAAGAGAAUAGUUGAUGAGAUCAAGGUAGAAGCAACGAAAAAGGGGAAGCUAGAAGUGAUGACGGAAGAGAAGGUGAAGCCCUCAAAGCGUGCGAAAAGAGUGAAACCGGAACUGAAGGCGUCCCCUGUGGAUGACGUCGGUACCCCUUCUGCGUCCCCGCUUCCUUCAAAACCCAAGAAGGUUUCCAAGAAGGACGAGGAGAAAGCCACCCAACUGAACUCGUACCUGUCUCAUAUUCAGGCAAGGCGAGAGAAUACUGCGCACUCCCAGAAGCUUGUUGGUGCCCAUGUGUCAGGUGCCAAUGGACUCGAGAAUGUCGUGUUCAAUGCUGCGAAAAUCGGUGCGAGGGCGUUCGCCUUCUUUACCAGGUCGCAUCGCUCAUGGUCGUGUAAACCGUUGACUCAGGACACCAUCACUGCCUUCCAUGCCGCCAUGAAGCGCUUUGGAUACGCUCCUGGCGACGUUGUGCCCCAUGGGAGCUACCUCCUCAACUGCGGGUCACCUGACGUAGACGUGCUGCAGAAGAGUAGGGAAGGCCUCCUCGACGAGGUGCGGCGGUGUGAAGCGCUGGGUCUCUCGCUGUACAAUUUCCAUCCUGGCGCUACCAAGAACGAGAUCACCGUCGAAGAGUGCCUCGACCUGAUCGCCGAAAGCAUCGAGCUUACACUGAAGCAGACGAAGGGGGUCACCAUCCUCGUCGAGAACAUGAGCAACCAGGGGUCAACCAUUGGCGGGCCGUUCACCCACCUUCGCGGCAUCAUCGACCGUGUGUCUGAGCCGCACCGGGAUCGCGUCGGCGUGUGUUUAGACACCUGUCAUGCCUUUGCGGCCGGCUGGGACCUCCGCGAUGAUGAGUACGCUGCUGCGCAUGACACGAGGUGGCUCUUCUCGUCAUGAUAUUGAUGUAGAUACGAGAAAACCAUGGCCGAGUUUGACGCGACUGUUGGGUUCAAGUACCUCAAAGCAGUUCACUUGAACGACUCGCAAGGAGAGGUUGGGUGCCAUGUUGACCGGCACGAAAAGAUCGGUCGUGGUCAUGUCGGUCUGAAGUCGUUUCGUCGGCUCAUGAACGAUCCACGGUUUAAUCACAUCCCCAUGAUCCUCGAGACGCCUUACGUCGACGAUGACGGCUACGAAGCCGAGAUCUCGCUGCUAUACUCGCUUUACGACAAGGACAUCGUUCAGUCGUAGCACAUCCAAGGUGGUCAGAUAUGGCUUGGAGUGAUCUUUUCCUCUUCCUCGAUGAAUAUUUGGAGCUUCCAUCCGUCGAGUCGACAUGCAUGCGCAUGGCGAGAGGCUCAAGAGCAAAAACGAAUAGCAGUAGAGGAGUGUGCACAGCGAUAGUGUUCACAGCCCUGCAUCGCACCACCGCGUCUCUCGAGGGCCGCCG